Molecule: messenger RNA, 2643 nt
Organism: Didymosphaeria variabile
Lineage: Eukaryota; Fungi; Ascomycota; Dothideomycetes; Pleosporales; Didymosphaeriaceae
Gene: ATG9
Product: autophagy protein atg9
Exons: 2
Coding region: 1-2643 (880 amino acids)
Biological process (GO): protein localization to phagophore assembly site; autophagy of mitochondrion
Cellular component (GO): autophagosome; phagophore assembly site
Source: RefSeq, a predicted model, not a curated record
AUGGCUUCCAACCUCUUUUCGAGGAUACUUCCCUCUGCAUCUGACGAACACUACGAAACAGAACCGCUAAACCCACACCGUCACUAUCGUUCGUCCUCGGCGGGCACGCGCAGCACUAUGGACAUCGACAACGAGAACCUCGAUGCGCGCUUUGAGGAUCUAGAAUUAGAGCAUCUGCUGGACGAAGCUGCACAAGAGCGAAUGACCGAGAGCGCCGCGUCUGUCGCGCAACACGACGAGCGAGCCCCGCCGGGUAUCAACACCGUCAACAGAGCUGCAGCAUGGCGGCAACCGCCCUCGUCUCGCCCUCUGGCGCCCGAUGACGACGAUGAUGUUCCGCAGUCACUUCUGCUAGAAGGCGGCGUGGUUUCACCAGUCGCGACCAGGAACGAGGCUACAGAGGGCCUCCCUCCACCCGUACCGGGUCCGUCGACGCGUCAUACUCGAGCACAGUGGGAGACGACGCGCCGACAACAGCGUCUACACGAUGACGGGCGUGCUGGUGUUGCUCCACGUACAUGGAGAACCUCGACGAGGCCCGGGCAAUAUACAUCGGAUCCGAAAGAGCGAGCGAUGUGGCUUUGGGUCAAUCAGACCGACGACUUGGAUAAUUUCCUGGCCGAGGUGUACGAUUACUACACUGGAAGCGGCAUGUACUCAAUCCUCUUGCGCAAGUUCUUGAUGCUCUUGCAAACCGCCUUCGUCAUUGGCUUCUUAACCUUCCUCGGGUGGUGUAUCGAUUACAGUAAGCUACCUGGCAGUCAUAAGCUGAGUGAGGUCGUGCAGCCAAAGUGUAUGCACAACAUACAUGGAGUGUGGUGGCUAGCGCUUUGCUCAUUCAUUGUGUACUGGCUGUGGUCGAUAGUGAAGCUCGUCGGCAAGUUCCCGAGGUUACAGGCGAUGCAUGACUUCUACCACCAUUUGUUGGAGAUUCCCGAUCGAGAUAUCCAAACUGUUCAGUGGCAACACGUUGUUGGCCGGAUCAUGGCGUUACGCGAUGCGAACCUUACGACUGCGUCAAAUCUUACGCCUGAGGUCCGGAAGCUGCUGGACUCACGGAGCAGACAACGACUCGAUGCAGUGGAUAUUGCUAGCCGUCUGAUGCGGCGCGACAAUUAUCUCAUUGCACUAUUCAAUAAGGAGAUCUUAGACGUGAGCAUACCUAUCCCAUUCCUGGGUAACAGGUUCGUCUUCUCGGAGACAACAAGGUUUCAUGUCAACCUCGCUAUCAUGGAUUUCGUGUUCAGUGGUCCUAAUGGCUCGUUCAACCAAGACUUUUUGAGAGAAAGAAAUCGACGCAAUCUCGUCGCGACUCUGAGAACCCGACUGAUGUAUACCGGUUUCCUCAGUGUGCUUUGCGCUCCCUUCGUCAUGGGCUAUUUCCUCGCCUCGUACUUGUUCGCGCGAUUCACUGAAUACCAUAAAAAUCCAUCCUUGCUUGGGGAUCGCGACUUUACGCCGUUCGCCCAGUGGAAAUUUCGGGAAUUCAACGAGCUACCACAUCUGUUCAACCGCCGCAGGAAUAUGGCAUACCCUGCCGCCAAUUUGUACUUACAACAAUUCCCGAAAGCCAAGACAGAGAUGAUUUCUUCCUUCGUCGCUUUUGUGACGGGCGCUUUCUGUACCGUUCUCAUCCUCAUUACACUCAUCGACUCGGAACUAUUCCUAAAUUUUGAAAUCACCCCCGGAAGGACCGCUCUAUUUUAUAUGACUAUCCUCACUGGCAUUUACUUGGGGGCACGUGGGAGCAGUCCUCAAGAAGACCAAGUUGCAGAUCCAGCGUACUACAUUGAUGCUGUAAUCUAUCACACACGAUAUGAGCCAGCUUCGUGGCAUGAUAGACUACAUACCGACGAAGUGCGGGCCGAAUUCUCGCAGAUGUAUCAGCCGAAGAUACUUCUCUACGUGGAAGAGAUGCUCAGCAUAUUGAUCACGCCAUUCAUACUCAUGUUUCGGCUUCCAAACUGCAGCGAGCGUAUCGUCGACUUCUUCCGCGAAUUUUCCAUCGUCGUGGAUGGUUUGGGAGUCGUCUGCUCGUACUCGAUGUUCCCUUUCAAGAAGGGCGAGAACAACCUCCCCGCGAACAGGACUGGUCGCCAACAGGACAAUGAGCUCCGUGAAGACUAUUUUAUGGCUAAAGACAACAAGAUGUUGGCUUCAUACCAUGGGUUCAUGGAGACAUAUGCAACUACAACAGGGCGUGGUCAUACGGGUCGUUUUCAUCCUCCGCCACAAUUUCCGACUCAUUAUCACUCCUCGUCCCAGGCUACAUCACCGGUAGGUGCUCGUGGGUCUAGCAGGGGCCCGCAGGGUCGCCAACCUUACAACCGCCGCUCAGGACGACAAGGACCUGCACCCGAACGAGGUGAGCCCAUGAAUUCGGUGCUUCUAGACCCAAUUCACCAGCCGGCAGCUUCUGCGAUCGGAAGGUCACCGCGACAAGGACCGCAUGGUCGCCAUAGAUCGUCUUUUCAGCCACUUUCCGUGCCCGAAGAAAGUAUGGUAUCCGAGUCGUGGCAACCUCAGCAGGAUGAUGAGACCGAGGACGAGACGCCAGGUCAACCUCGCGGAGGUGUACUCCAGCUGCUACAUCAGUUUUCCCGAGCACAGGCUGAGGGUCGUGCCGGAGGGGUUGGCGUUUGA